Messenger RNA from Pseudogymnoascus destructans, 768 nucleotides. RefSeq lists its product as uncharacterized. The coding region runs from base 1 to 768 and encodes 255 amino acids. Lineage: Eukaryota; Fungi; Ascomycota; Leotiomycetes; Thelebolales; Thelebolaceae. The transcript has a single exon. The record is from RefSeq and is a predicted model, not a curated record.
AUGAAAGCCCGCAUAUUCAAGCUGACUCCAGCCUUGGAUAUAAUCCAGACGAGGCCGGGAGAUCCAUGUCAUUCAGAGUACAACGGUCAGGCAAAGCAGAGCCACAACCUCCUCAUGAGAGCAAUACUCUCAAAACCCGGGAUGAGACAGUAUUUCCAAGAGUUUGUCCAGUUCCCAGCACCAACUGGAUGGAGCACGCGACAAUCCCCCCUCCAUCACCUCCAGUCUUGGUCCCUCUCAGAGGCGGGAAUGGCCUCAGUCCUAACGCCCCUUAUCAUGUCUCGUAUGAAGCUCAGCGAAAAUGAUAUUACGCUGAACUUCUUUGCUGCAAUGAGGGGCAAGUUCCGGGAAGACACAAAGACCAUGAAACUCACGAUUCCAGAGAUAUUAGUGCAUUGUUUUGCCAUGAUGGCAAAAUCAAACGCCAUCACUUGUGCACGGAGCGAGCACCUUCGUCAGGAUGCAAGGCGCAUCAUUCUCCGGGGUCGACAGCUCUACACUCAGUUGUGCACAUGUGCUUCUGUCGCUGAGCGGAUGAGUAAAUCCAAGGGCAGCAACAAUAGCCAGGCCUCAUCCCAUGCUCCAUCUAUGGUCUCAGCUGACUUUGAAGCGGCAAUCAAGGCCAUUGGCGUGGGAGUUGAUGCUGUUGUUAGUGAGUUUGAAUGGGCAACACAGAUGAACUCCCUGAAACCAGGGACAAGCAAAUCGAAGGAGUUCAGCAGCUGGGGAUCUUGCCCGAAUGUGCACCAGGGUUUGCAUAUUGAUUAG